CACCGUCUUUUUCCCCUCCAUAGAUUUGAGAACGAAGGUGCGCUUUGUACUCGAGUAGAUACGAUAGCUAACGACAAAGAUCGUGUUACAGAUUCUGUGGUUCAUCCGAAUGCGUUACUGGAGUGGCUGAAGAAACAAGUGGAGCCGUAUGGGGACAUCUUGACAGUGAAUGACAUGUGUCUUUCGUUCAAGAAUGGCAUGGCCCUUUGCUGCAUCAUCCAUCGUUAUCGUCCGAACUUGGUCAAUGUCCGGAAUCUGGACCCGGAGAAUGCAGCUGGCAAUAAUCAGCUGGCGUUUGAUUUGCUUGAGGACGAGAUGGGAAUCCCACCUGUGAUGACUGGAGCCGAAAUGGCGAAGUGUGACGUGCCUGACAAAUUGACUAUGGUUUCCUACUUGUCUCAAGUUUAUGAGUCCUUCCGACGAGAAAUUCCUCACGUUGUUCGUUCGCUGGAGUUGGAGUCGGCGGGUUCAUUAGACAGUAUUCCAGAUACCGCCAGUGGAAAAAGAGUCUCCACUCCUGGACAGCGUCUCAGUCUUCUCAAUAAAAUAUCCCGCUACAGUUCCCAGCAGCAACAUGCCUCAAGAAGUGCGAAGCUUAUUGAUCGCGCGUCAUCAGGGGAAUUGUUCAGUCCUCCUUCAACUUCCCAGCCUACUCUCAAUAGCAGUAAAAAAGCAAGGAAACGUCGAUCAGGAGUUGGAAAGGAUAUUGUCUCGGACCUAAUGUCUCUGGCGACUAGCGUAGCGUCGUUGUUCUGACAUCGUUGGAGUUCCAAAAUUAAUUUUUAUUCCCCAAGUUUAUUCAGUUGCGUUUUCUUCUGAUAUCCGAAAUGGAUCACUCGAGUGAUGUUGAAAAUGAAUGAAACAUAUUGUAUUGUUCUUGUA
Messenger RNA from Notodromas monacha, 882 nucleotides. The record is from the annotation of a GenBank genome assembly. NCBI's taxonomy places the organism in Eukaryota, Metazoa, Arthropoda, Ostracoda, Podocopida, Cyprididae.